Pseudovirgaria hyperparasitica is the source of this 531-nucleotide messenger RNA. RefSeq lists its product as uncharacterized. The coding region runs from base 1 to 531 and encodes 176 amino acids. The record is from RefSeq and is a predicted model, not a curated record. The transcript has 3 exons. NCBI's taxonomy places the organism in Eukaryota, Fungi, Ascomycota, Dothideomycetes, Acrospermales, Acrospermaceae.
AUGUCCCUCAAAACAAAUGGAGCCAGUGGCCCAGAGGUCAAUGCUCGAUCUGGCCGAAAGUCGAAGAAGUCCACAUCGGGCGGUCUCGGCGGAUUUUUGAGGGGACUACGCAAAGCCGCAGAUGAUGUCCUAGGACCCGUGCCUGGAAGCUUAGCCCCCUACGCCAGACAAUUUGCCAGUGACUUUGGCCAUGGAAUUUUUGCUGAUUUGGGAGUAGGUGCAGGUCAGAAAGUCUUUGAUGGCUAUGAAGGGACCAUAGAUAUUUUGAACAAGUCCACUCUGAUGGUGAUCACGACUGGAAAUGGAGAAGCCUCCGACAGUGCGACAGAGCUCAUGAUUAAUGACUUCGCGCCUACUAUGUUCGAAACAGAAGGUGGUACUUUCAUAAAAGUUGGGGCUGUCGACGAAGAUGGGAGUCCCUUUGUCAGGCGCAAGGUUCAUCCAUCAGCAAACGCUGAGCACUUGGAAGUAUGGAUGUUCUUCCGGCACGAAACACUGCGAAGUUCACAGAGCUGUAUCUUUAAGACAUAA